AUGUCCAGCAACUGCCGCUCUGGAAACUUCUCCUCCAGCUCCCUGGGGAGCUGCCUGCGUUACUCAGCAUCUACCUGCAGCUCCUCUUACCCCAGCAACCUGGUCUACCGCACCGACACCUGCUCUCCCAGCCCCUGCCAGCUGGGAUCCUCUCUGCACACCGCCUGUGGGGAAACCAUCUGCCAGCCCAGCAGGUGCCAGGCCCCCUGCAUGGUGCCCAUCUCCUGCCAACCCUCCUGCUACCUCCCUGGGCCCUCCAGCCACUGCAGCCCUUGCCAGUCCCCCUGCUCCCGCCCCAGGCCCUCCACCCUCUGCAGCCCCUGCGGGUCCCUCUAUGCUGGGGCCAGGGGCUGGAGCAGCAGCAGCUGCUCCCUGGGCUAUGGGGCUGGAAGCCGCUACUCCGUGAGCUGUGGGCCCAGCGGCUUCAGACCCCUGGCCUGUGGGGCCAGUGGCUUCCCUUCUCUGACCUAUGGCUCUGCGUUCUGCCGCCCUUCCUACCUGACUUCCCUGCCCUGCCAGUCUUCUUGUUAUAGACCAAUCUUCGGAUCCGGCUGCUAAUGAUCAUCCCACCACUUCCUCUCUUUAUGUCCAAAUGUAAUCAACACUUCUCUUCUCAUGCUG
This is a messenger RNA of Sorex araneus (European shrew), 621 nucleotides long. RefSeq names its product keratin-associated protein 13-1-like. The record is from RefSeq and is a predicted model, not a curated record. The coding region runs from base 1 to 558 and encodes 185 amino acids. The transcript has a single exon. Lineage: Eukaryota; Metazoa; Chordata; Mammalia; Eulipotyphla; Soricidae.